AUGAGGUACUGCAUCUCAGAACCCAACGAGUACCUCGUUAUCACGGGUGCUCAGAUCGAAGAUGUUCGCGUCGUGAAGAAGGCCUUUGUCUACCCAUGGCAAAAGGUCACCAGGAUCUCCGUCACCCCUAUCGACUUCCCGCUCAACUUGCAGGCCAUGUCCAUCGAGAAGCUCCAGUUCGCUCUUCCUGCUGUCUUCACUAUCGGCCCCGACAACGACCCUGAAGCUUUGAAGAAGUACGCGCUGCUUCUCACUGGUCAGCCUGAUGGCUCGAGGACUACCAGCUCAUCGAAGAGCGCUGUUGUGCCGACACAGAGAAGCCAUGUUCAAGACAUCGUCAAGGGCAUCAUCGAAGGCGAGACACGUGUCAUCGUCUCGUCAAUGACCAUGGAAGAGAUCUUCAAAGAGCGACAGAUCUUCAAGGAAAAAGUCAUCCAAAAUGUCCAACACGAGUUGGCUCAAUUCGGUCUGCGAAUCUACAAUGCCAACGUAAAAGAGCUUCAAGACACUCCGGGUAGCGAAUACUUCGCCUUCCUUAGCCGAAAGGCACAUGAAGGUGCCAGCAACCAAGCCAGGAUUGAUGUCGCUGAGGCUCGCAUGAGGGGUGAAGUUGGUGAAGCAUCAAAGCGUGGCCAGACGAAGCAGGAAAUCUCCAAGAUUGAUGCUGAGACUGCCGUUCUCGAGACGAAGCGAAAGUCUGAGAAGGCCCAAGCUGACGCCGAGCUCACCAACCGACAGACCGAACUCAACAUGGGCAUUAAGAUGGCACAGAUCAAAGCCACACGUGCAGCAGAAGCCCGUGACGCCGAACUUCAAAAGGAUGUCGAGCUGAAGAAAGCGCAGACCGAACUUGAACGCCUGCGAGCUAAAGAUCUGGUCAGAUCGAAGAUCGCUCGAGAGACCGCCGAGCAAGACGCCGAUGCUGCAUUUUACAAGUCGAAUCGUGUCGCCGAUGGCAAAGCUUAUGCCGAGCGUCAGGAGGCAGAGGCUCAAUUCUUCAAGACGGAACAGGCCACCAAGGCCAGCGCUUCUCGACUCAUGCAGGAGGCCGAUGCGGUCUACCACCAGAAGAUGCGUGAGGCUGAGGCACUCAAGGCUCAGGCUGCGGCGCUCAAGGCUCAAGUCGAUGCACUGGGCGGACCUCAGAUGUUCCUCCAGUACCAGAUGAUCCAGCAUAACAUUCAUGAGAAGCUGGCUCUGGCCAACGCUCGAGCCAUUCAGGGCCUCAACCCGAAAUUCACUAUCUGGAAUACGGGUUCAUCUGGUGGCGACGGUGCUGGAGCCGACCCAAUGGGCAGCAUUCGGAACAUCAUGCAGAAUUUGCCGCCACUUCUGACCACGAUCAACGAGCAGACUGGCAUCCAGCCUCCCAAUUGGAUGAUCCAGAUGCCGCCUGGCCAGCACCAAGAAUACCAGCAACAGCUCGCGAAAGAGGCCAAACUGGGCAACGGUCACGCCAGGAAGGAGAGCUUCACCGGCUGGGACGCGAAGCAGGCUGGCUCUACGUCCGGGUCUAAGUGA
Molecule: messenger RNA, 1521 nt
Organism: Cyphellophora attinorum
Lineage: Eukaryota; Fungi; Ascomycota; Eurotiomycetes; Chaetothyriales; Cyphellophoraceae
Product: Flotillin-like protein 1
Exons: 3
Coding region: 1-1521 (506 amino acids)
Biological process (GO): protein localization to plasma membrane
Cellular component (GO): plasma membrane
Source: RefSeq, a predicted model, not a curated record